Ilyonectria robusta is the source of this 1434-nucleotide messenger RNA. Its product is annotated as family 1 glycoside hydrolase. Gene Ontology annotation, biological process: carbohydrate metabolic process. The transcript is spliced from 2 exons. The record is from RefSeq and is a predicted model, not a curated record. Gene Ontology annotation, molecular function: beta-glucosidase activity. NCBI's taxonomy places the organism in Eukaryota, Fungi, Ascomycota, Sordariomycetes, Hypocreales, Nectriaceae. Bases 1 to 1434 code for a protein of 477 amino acids.
AUGGUCACUCUGCCAAGUGAUUUCAAGUGGGGCUUUGCCACUGCCUCCUACCAGAUUGAGGGCGCCAUUGACAAGGACGGACGCGGGCCUUCCAUUUGGGACACAUUCUGUGCCCGUCCCGGCAAGAUUGCUGAUGGGAGCUCCGGAGUCACUGCUUGCGACUCUUACAACCGCACUGAUGAAGACAUUGCCCUGCUCAAGUCCCUCGGCUCCCAGGCUUACCGCUUUUCUCUCUCCUGGUCUCGCAUCAUCCCCAAGGGCGGCCGUAAUGACCCCAUCAACCAGGCCGGUCUUGACCACUACCGCAAGUUUGUCGAUGACCUCCUCGAAGCUGGCAUCACUCCCUUCAUUACCCUUCUCCACUGGGAUGUUCCUGAUGAGCUUGAUACCCGCUAUGGCGGCCUUCUCAACCGUACCGAGUUCCCCCUCGACUUUGAGAACUAUGCUCGAGUAGUGUUCAAGGGCAUUCCCCGCUGUAAGAACUGGAUCACUUUCAACGAGCCGUGGUGCUCCUCCAUUCUGGGCUACAAUACCGGUUCCUUUGCUCCCGGUCGCACUUCAGACAGGUCCAAGUCCGCGGUCGGCGACUCGGCCCGUGAACCCUGGAUCGUUGGACACAACCUCCUUGUCGCUCAUGGCCGUGCCGUGAAAGCCUACCGGGAUGACUUUAAGGCUGAGAACGGCGGCGAAAUUGGUAUUGUCCUCAACGGCGACGCCACAUUCCCAUGGGAUCCCAAGGACCCCAAGGAUGUUGAGGCAGCUAACCGCAAGAUCGAGUUCGCAAUCUCUUGGUUCGCUGACCCCAUCUACUUUGGAGAAUACCCUGCCUCGAUGCGGGCCCAGCUCGGAGACCGCCUGCCAACCUUCACUCCAGAGGAGAAGGCAUUUGUUGAGGGCUCAAACGACUUUUACGGCAUGAACCACUACACCGCCAACUACGUCCGCCACAUCGAUGGGGAGGCUCCGGAGGAUGACUUCCUCGGAAACUUAGAGAUUCUCUUCCACAACAAGCGUGGUGACUGCAUCGGUCCCGAAACCCAGUCGACGUGGCUGCGGCCCUGCCCAGUGGGAUUCCGCGACCUUCUUGUCUGGCUGUCUCGCCGCUACGGCUUCCCCAAGAUGUACGUCACCGAGAACGGCACUAGCAUCUUGGGCGAGAACGACAUGCCCAAGGAGGAGAUCCUAAAGGACGAUUUCCGCCUUCAGUACUACGACGACUACGUCAAGGCAAUGGCUCAGGCUUCUACCUUCGACGGCGUUGACGUCCAUGGAUACUUUGCCUGGUCCCUUCUCGACAACUUCGAGUGGGCUGAGGGUUAUGAAACCCGCUUCGGUGUUACAUUUGUCGAUUAUGAGAACGGCCAGAGGCGAUAUCCCAAGAAGAGCGCUCAGUCCCUGGCACCUCUGUUUAAGAGCUUGGUAAAGAAGGAUUAA